Triticum turgidum subsp. durum (durum wheat) is the source of this 630-nucleotide messenger RNA. Lineage: Eukaryota; Viridiplantae; Streptophyta; Magnoliopsida; Poales; Poaceae. The record is from the annotation of a GenBank genome assembly.
AUGCUUCCAGAAGUUUCCAGACGAGCGCGCCGCCCCGAGAUGGCCCCGGUCUCCGCCUCCGCCUCCGCCUCCGCCUCCGUGGUCCCUCCCGUCGGCGCGCGCUGCGCCGUUUGCGGCGGCGUCGACAUCUCCGUCCCCCACCAGGCCAACUGCUCCCACUGGUUCUGCGGACAUUGCAUCGUGGGGGUGUGGCUACAGGGAUCUGUCCUUCGGCCAUCCAAUUGCCCUGUUUGCCGUCGCCCCAUAACGCUGCUGGUACCUUCUGAAGUUGCUUCCCUGCUGCGUGAUGAGCCAGAAAUCGCUCCUGUCAUGAACCGAAUUCAGCAGUACAAUGGCCGUUUUGCUGGAGUACCUCACAGUAUGAUUCAGUGGUUGCUGGACCAGCCCUUUUACAUGAGGAGAAUGCUGGCAGAAUUCAGAGACACACGCCAAGAACCUCCCUCCUUCAAAAUCCAAGUCGCAUUGGCAGCCACCCUCGCUCUGGUGUACCUCGCGAGCCCUAUUGACCUUUUCCCUGAAGCUUUCCUGGGGUACCGUGGUCUGCUGGACGACAUCCUGGUGCUCAUCGUCGCGUACGCCUUCAUCUCCGCCGCCUACCGGGACAUCCUCGUUGCCCGACACGCCGCGUGA